This is a messenger RNA of Oncorhynchus keta (chum salmon), 1427 nucleotides long. Its product is annotated as phytanoyl-CoA hydroxylase-interacting protein-like. The transcript has a single exon. Lineage: Eukaryota; Metazoa; Chordata; Actinopteri; Salmoniformes; Salmonidae. Bases 27 to 548 code for a protein of 173 amino acids. The record is from RefSeq and is a predicted model, not a curated record. Gene Ontology annotation, cellular component: cytoplasm.
GUUCCAGAGAGACACAGGACAACCGGAUGCUCCCGACUGUAAAGGACAACAGUGGCAGCCACGGAUCUCCCAUCAGUGGCAAGCUGGAAGGCAUCUACUUCAGCUGCAACACGGAGUUCAACACAGGCAAGCCCCCCCAGGACUCCCCCUACGGACGCUACCGCUUCCAGAUCCAGGCCCAGGUCCUGUUCAACCCCAAGACCAACCUGUACUUCGGGGACUUCUACUGCAUGUACACAGCCUACCACUACGUGAUCCUGGUGCUGGCCCCAGAGGGCUCCCCAGGGGACCGAUUCUGUAAGGGCCGCCUCCCGGCGCUGGACAUCUUAGACAACUGCUUCCUGACAUGCACCCAGGAGGAGGAGGAGGGGGGGCUGGUGUUCCACCACGCCCAGGAUGUGAUUCUGGAGGUGAUUUACACCGAGCCCGUGGACCUGGCCCUAGGCAGCGUGGAGGAGAUCCAAGGACACCAGCUCAGUAGCAUGUCCACCAUCAAUGCUAAGAAGGACCCCAGUUGCAAGACCUGCAACAUCAGCGUGGGACGCUAACCAGCAAACUGUGGGGGAGGAAGGGGGCGUUACUACGAGGUCCCUGCAGUUCUACGGAUAAUAAUACUUCUCUAACCCUAUUGGCUGUGGUGAUUCUCUAAUCCUAUUGGCUGUGGUGAUUCUCUAACCCUAUUGGCUGUGGUGAUUCUCUAACCCUAAUGGCUGUGGUGAUUCUCUAAUCCUAUUGGCUGUGGUGAUUCUCUAACCCUAUUGGCUGUGGUGAUUCUCUAAUCCUAUUGGCUGUGGUGAUUCUCUAAUCCUAUUGGCUGUGGUGAUUCUCUAACCCUAUUGGCUGUGGUGAUUCUCUAACCCUACUGGCUUUGGUGAUUCUCUAACCCUACUGGCUGUGUUGAUUCUCUAACCCUAUUGGCUGUGGGGAUUCUCUAACCCUAUUGGCUGUGGGGAUUCUCUAACCCUAUUGGCUGUGGUGACUCUCUAACCCUGUUGGUUGUGGGGAUUCUCUAACCCUAUUGGCUGUUUAUUUUAUUUUAUUUUAUUUCACCUUUAUUUAACCAGGUAGGCUAGUUGAGAACAAGUUCUCAUUUGCAACUGCGACCUGGCCAAGAUAAAGCAUAGCAGUGUGAACAGACAACACAGAGUUACACAUGGAGUAAACAAUUAGCAAGUCAAUAACACAGUAGAAAAAAAUGGGCAGUCUAUAUACAAUGUGUGCAAAAGGCAUGAGGAGGUAGGCGAAUAAUACAAUUUUGCAGAUUAACACUGGAGUGAUAAAUGAUCUGAUGGGCAUGUACAGGUAGAGAUAUUGGUGUGCAAAAGAGCAGAAAAGUAAAUAAAUAAAAACAGUAUAAAAACAGUAUGGGAAUGAGGUAGGUGAAAAAGGGUGAGCUAUUUACCUAUAGACUAUGUACAGCUGCAGCG